Cladocopium goreaui is the source of this 809-nucleotide messenger RNA. NCBI's taxonomy places the organism in Eukaryota, Dinophyceae, Suessiales, Symbiodiniaceae. The record is from the annotation of a GenBank genome assembly.
GCGCAGUUCGCCCUUGCGGCAUGAUUCCCCAAAUUCUCCAUGGCUCGUGACUGCCGCUCCGUGGCCGUUUUCGUUGUGCUGUGGUGGAACUCACUUGAGUGCUUUGGCACUUUGCCAGGCAACACGCGUCCAACGAAGACGGCUCGUCCUACGCUUCCGGACAGCACAUUGUUGCUGCUUCAAACCAUAAACGAGAUUGACGAUGCUGAGAAGAGGAUGAAAGCAAUCCACAUACUCCUCGAGAAGGUGGAGGAGGAGAAGGAGAAGGAGAAGGAGAAGGAGAUAGAUGUCCUCAACCUCAAGGUGGAGAAGGAGAAGGUGGAGAAGGAGAAGGAUGUCCUCAAGGUGGAGAAGGAGAAGGCUGUCUUCCAAGAGAGGCUGAUAAAGUUAGAAGAAGACCUUCUGCAAGCAAAGGGGCUCAUGACUGCACGUGGCGUCUUUGAACGAGUGGUGCAACUUGCAUUCAAUGAGCAGAAAACGGUGGGAAAGGUAAAGGGGAAAUGCAUUAUCGCAAACAUCUUGCCAACCAUAAGUGAUAAUCCACAGGCAGGACGCUUUUCGAAACUACACGUCAGUUCUGCAAAAAGAUGCGACAGCACCCAGAGCGUCAAAGAUGCAUUGCAAAGUGUUUGGACUCAACUCUCACAGCAAGUUCACGACUUUCUGUGGAGCGGAGAUGUCAAGAUAGGUUCAGACCUGCCUGAGGUCACCAGAUGCAUAGCGGAGGAGCUGUGCAAAGGCAUGGGGUUAGAAGUGCUGCCAUAGGGAGAAAGCGUCUCUACGGACAAGCGUCCGAGCGACGGGGAAAA